GCCGCGCUCGCCGCCCAUUGGCUGCCGGCCGGGGCCGGGCCUCGCUCCCCGCCCGCUGACACAAAGCGGGUCCAAGAUGGCGGAGGCGGAGAGCCCGCGCGGGGGGAGCGCGGCGCUGCCGUGCCCGCCGGAGGAGCAGGAGCUGAGCCGGCGCCUCCGCCGCCUCUACCCUGCCGUCAACCAGGCGGAGACGCCGCUGCCGCGCUCCUGGAGCCCUAAGGACAAGUACAACUACAUUGGCCUCUCGCAGGGCAACCUCCGCGUCCACUACAAAGGUCAUGGUAAGAAUCACAAAGACGCUGCCUCGGUCAGGGCCACGCACCCCAUCCCCGCCGCCUGCGGCAUUUACUACUUUGAGGUGAAGAUCGUCAGUAAAGGCAGAGAUGGGUACAUGGGAAUAGGACUUUCUGCUCAAGGGGUCAAUAUGAACAGGCUCCCAGGAUGGGACAAACAUUCCUAUGGCUACCAUGGUGACGAUGGGCACUCCUUCUGCUCCUCAGGCACAGGACAGCCCUACGGGCCUACCUUCACCACUGGAGAUGUGAUUGGCUGCUGUGUCAAUCUCAUCAACAAUACCUGCUUCUACACCAAGAACGGCCACAGCCUGGGUAUAGCCUUUACAGACCUCCCUUCAAAUCUCUACCCUACGGUGGGUCUCCAGACUCCAGGAGAGAUAGUGGAUGCCAACUUUGGGCAGCAGCCCUUCGUGUUUGACAUUGAGGACUACAUGAGGGAGUGGCAAGCGAAGAUCCAGAGGCACCAUCAGCGCUUCCCCAUCGGGGACAGGCUGGGCGAGUGGCAAGCCAUGCUGCAGAGUAUGGUUUCGUCAUACUUGGUCCAUCAUGGGUACUGCUCCACAGCAACUGCCUUUGCCAGAGUCACAGACACCAUGAUCCAGGAAGAACAGACAAUAAAGAACAGACAAAGAAUACAGAAGCUAGUAUUAGCAGGAAGAGUGGGAGAGGCUAUAGGCACCCAGCAGCUCUAUCCUGGCCUCCUAGAACAUAACCCCAACCUGCUCUUCAUGUUAAACAUCAGGCAAUUCGUGGAGAUGGUGAACGGCACUGACAGUGAAGUUCGUUGUUUCAGUGCCCGCAGCCCCAGGUCCCAGGACAGUUACCUGGGCCCCCAGCUAAGCCCUAGACAUGGAUCAAGCAACUCCCAUGUUCAUGGUGCAGGAGCAGAUAGUCCAACUUGUAGCAACGGAGUCAUGUCCACGAAGAGCAAACAGAGUCACAGUAAAUACCCAACACUGAGUUCAUCAUCUUCAUCUUCCUCCUCCUCCUCUCCCUCGUCUGUGAACUACUCUGAGUCCAAUUCUACAGAUUCUACCAAGUCUCAGCAGCACAGCAGCACGAGUCACCAAGAAACCAGUGACAGCGAGAUGGAAAUGGAAGCUGAGCAUUACCCCAAUGGAGUCCUGGAAAAUUCAUCCAGCAGGAUAAUGAAUGGCUCCUACAAACACGAAGAGAUCCUGCAGACGGAUGAUUCCAGCAUGGGUAGACAGCUGCCCCAGAGGCAGCUCUGCGGAGGGAACCAUGCUGCCACCGAGAGGAUGAUCCAUUUUGGCCGGGAACUGCAGAUGCUGAGCGCGCAGCUGUGCAGAGUGUACGGGAAGAACACUGUGCACAAAAAACUCUCACAGGAUGCCUUUAGCUUAUUAGCUUACUCAGACCCCUGGAACUGCCCUGUCGGCCAGCAGCUGGACCCUCUCCAGAGAGAACCCGUCUGUGCUGCUCUUAAUAGUGCUAUUUUGGAAUCUCAGAACCUGCCAAAGCAGCCCCCGCUGAUGCUUGCCCUGGGCCAGGCCUCGGAGUGCUUGCGGCUGAUGGCUCGUGUGGGCCUGGGCUCCUGCUCCUUCGCCAGGGUAGACGACUACUUGCACUAGGGGCCGGGAGAGGGGAGCUGACACCACCGGUGCUGCCCUUCACCCUCCGCCUCCACCUCCUUCAUAGCCUGACCUCCCUGCCACCAGCACCCCUGCAGCACACACGCACACUGCCCAUGGGAGGAUGGAGCGAGUCCCUCAGGCAUGGCUGUGCCCGGCCCUGGCACUGACUGGCAGAUCUUCCCACUCUCCCUGCGCUGGUCACUCUCACACGGCGCCUUCUGACCUAGGGAUUGCUUUUCCUUUUGAUUUGAGUUGUUUCUUGUGGAUCCACCAAUGCUGUAUCUGGAGGGUUUUGCUGAGCUGGUUUCUGGCAAUGUACUGAGGCAGCUCAUUUGGUUGGUGCCAGCUUGUUCUUCUCUCCCCUCCUCCCUCCAUCAUGCACAUCGACAUCUCCUGUGCUAGUUACCAGAAUUCUUCUCUCAGUGGCAGUCCAGAGGGAUGUUUUUUUUUUUUUAUUUUAUUUGAAUCCUGUUUAUUAAAAAGGUCUCUUCCACCUCCUCAAA
Molecule: messenger RNA, 2394 nt
Organism: Pogoniulus pusillus (Red-fronted tinkerbird)
Lineage: Eukaryota; Metazoa; Chordata; Aves; Piciformes; Lybiidae
Gene: RANBP10
Product: RAN binding protein 10
Molecular function (GO): protein binding
Source: RefSeq, a predicted model, not a curated record